AUGUUCGCCAAGCCAAGAAUUAGAAAGACAGUGCCGCCUCCUCCGAAGAAGAGGAAGACCAUUUCGGCAGUCGAAGAGGUCAACUUUGAUUUCGAUGCCCGCGAAGAGUACCUCACAGGCUUCCAUAAGCGCAAGCUCCAGCGCAUAAAAUACGCCCAAGAACAGGCGGCAAAGAAGGCGAGAGAAGAGAAACUCCAGCUCAGAAAACAGCUCAGAGAAGAAAGGAAGCGCGAAGUGGAAGAGCAUGUCCAGACUGUGAACAGGCUUCUCCGAGAAGCCCAAGCGGCAGACUCUGGAGACGAUCAAGAGAUCCAGGCUGAAGAUUUCGAAGAGUGGGACGGCAUUGAAGAAGAGAAAGCCGACGAGCCGGUGGACCAUGAGGACGAAUACAUCGACGAGGAUCGGUAUACCACGGUGAAAGUGGAGGCAGUCUCUGUGACAAGAGACGGCUUUGAAAAGAUCCGGGACGACGAGCCUGACAGGGAACAGCAGGACGAGGAGGAUACAUCGCACAAACAACAAGACGACGGCAAGGUGGCACCGCAAAAGAAUCGGCUGCAGAAGAAGAAGAAGCCCAAGUUUCGUUACGAGACCAAGUUGGAGCGACGUACUGAAGAAAGAAAACAAAAGGCAAAAAAGAGGGCUCGUUUCAAAACGCAAGAGUAA
Messenger RNA from Sodiomyces alkalinus F11, 666 nucleotides. RefSeq lists its product as hypothetical. The record is from RefSeq and is a predicted model, not a curated record. Gene Ontology annotation, molecular function: RNA binding. Gene Ontology annotation, cellular component: nucleolus. The coding region runs from base 1 to 666 and encodes 221 amino acids. NCBI's taxonomy places the organism in Eukaryota, Fungi, Ascomycota, Sordariomycetes, Glomerellales, Plectosphaerellaceae. The transcript is spliced from 2 exons.